AUGAUGAAGGGCUCCAUUACUUCUUUUGUCCUCGCCACUCUCGCGGGUACCGCCCUGGCAGGCCCGACUCGGGUAUCAAAGUCCGAGGCCGUUGUCGGACCGGCGGAUCUCCAAGCUUACAAUGCCCCCAAUGCCGUAUCCAUGGAGGAGAGCAAGCGGAUGAAGCUUGAUCAACAAGCACGCGACGAGCAAGCCGGAGCCUUUGCCAAGGACCGCUACAUUCUACAGCCUGCUACUGCUUGUAAGGAUGGAAAGGCGGGCGAGUAUUCAUGCAACAAGCUCGAUCUCAAGGGUUUUCUCCGUCACCAGGACAUGCAAAGCCGCUCGCGCAGAGGCAACGACGUCUGGGGCUGGACGUCGCCUGACGGACGCGAGUUUGCCCUCGUCGGACAGGCCGACGGCACCGCAUUUGUCGAAGUGCUCUCUGAUGGCAGCCUGCAAUAUUUCGGCCGAUUGAACACGCAGACGGAGGCUUCAAUCUGGCGAGAUAUCAAAGUCAUUGGCAACCACGCGUACAUUGGCUCCGAAGCCCCCGACCACGGGCUGCAAAUCUUCGACCUCACCAAGCUGCUCAAGGUAGACCCCAAGAACCCGCCAAGCUUCAGCACUAGCAGCGAUCUGGCGGCUCUCUUCAGCGGCUUUGGCAGCAGUCAUAACAUCGUCGCCAACGAAGAAACGAAGACCAUCUUCGCUGUCGGCACCGCCCGCAACGAAAAGUGUCGGGGGGGCUUAUGGAUGGUUGACGUGUCAAAUCCCCGCCAUCCCCAGGACAACGGCUGUGUUUCCCAGGACGGCUACGUCCACGACGCACAGUGUGUCAUUUAUCGGGGUCCGCAGCGAGAUUUUCAGGGACGCGAGAUCUGUCACUGCUUCAACGAGGAUUCGCUGACAAUCGUCGACAUCACCAACCGGCCAUCGCCGCGGCAGCUGUCUCGCACGACAUACAAGGGCGCGAGUUACACUCAUCAGGGCUGGCUUGCCACGAGCGACCAGCGCUAUUUGCUCCUCGAUGAUGAGCAGGACGAGUUGAAGUCUGCGGGCAUGGCGAGCGAUGGCCACACAACUACGUACAUUGUCGACGUGUCCGACCUUACCAAGCCAGUCUUCACGGGCAUCUACAAAAGCCCGGUCAAAUCCAUCGAUCACAACCAGUACGUACUUGACGGCCUCUCGUACCAGAGCAACUACGGCUCGGGCCUGCGGAUGGUCAACGUUUCCACCAUUGUCGAGGAUGACACCGGCUCUCUUUUCAAAGAGGUUGGUUUCUUCGAUGUCUACCCAAAUGACGACGCGGAGGGCGGUACUGUUACAUUUAAUGGAGCAUGGUCCGUUUAUCCGUACUUCAAGAGUGGCUACGUGCUCGUCAAUAGCAUCGAGCGCGGCAUCUUUUCCUUAAAAUUUACCGGCUAG
Molecule: messenger RNA, 1410 nt
Organism: Hirsutella rhossiliensis
Lineage: Eukaryota; Fungi; Ascomycota; Sordariomycetes; Hypocreales; Ophiocordycipitaceae
Product: regulatory P domain-containing protein
Exons: 2
Coding region: 1-1410 (469 amino acids)
Cellular component (GO): extracellular region
Source: RefSeq, a predicted model, not a curated record